Pseudoliparis swirei is the source of this 1340-nucleotide messenger RNA. RefSeq names its product ATPase H+ transporting V1 subunit E1a (gene atp6v1e1a). Gene Ontology annotation, cellular component: proton-transporting two-sector ATPase complex, catalytic domain. The transcript has 9 exons. Gene Ontology annotation, biological process: proton transmembrane transport. Lineage: Eukaryota; Metazoa; Chordata; Actinopteri; Perciformes; Liparidae. The coding region runs from base 110 to 790 and encodes 226 amino acids. Gene Ontology annotation, molecular function: proton-transporting ATPase activity, rotational mechanism. The record is from RefSeq and is a predicted model, not a curated record.
UAACGCGAACGAAGGGGAAAGUUAUAUUGUCCGAACUGUUUCUGUCUAACUGGACUUGUAUUUAAUUGUUUUUCAGUCUUAUAAGAAACAAACUAAUUUCUGAGAAGACAUGGCGCUUACAGAUGCUGACGUACAGAAACAGAUCAAGCACAUGAUGGGCUUCAUCGAACAAGAGGCCAGUGAGAAAGCGGAGGAAAUUGAUGCUAAGGGAGAGGAAGAGUUCAACAUCGAGAAGGGUCGCCUGGUGCAGACUCAGAGGGUGAAGCUCAUGCAAUACUACGAGAAGAAGGACAAGCAGAUUGAGCAACAAAAGAAGAUCCAGAUGUCCAACCUCACAAACCAAGCCAGGCUGAAGGUGCUGAAGGACCGCGACGACAUGAUCACGGAUUUGUUAAAUGAGGCUCGUCAAAGACUUGGAGAGAUUGCCAAGGAGCCGGCCAGUUACUCCACCUUACUGGAGGGCCUGGUGCUUCAGGGUUUCUAUCUACUGCUGGAACCUAAAGUUACAAUUCGCUGCCGACAGAAGGAUGUGGAGAUGGUGCAGGCUGCAGUUAAUAAGAACAUCCCCAUCUACAAAGAGGCCGUGAAGAGCAACAUAGUCGUCCACAUCGACCAGGAGCGCUUUCUUCCGUCAGAGAUCUGCGGAGGGAUUGAAGUAUAUAAUGACAACAGGAAGAUCAAGGUUUCCAACACUUUGGAGAACAGGCUGGAGCUGAUGGCACAACAGAUGAUGCCUGAAAUCAGGAUGAACUUGUUUGGAGCCAAUCCAAACCGCAGGUUCAUGGAUUAACAGCGGAUUUGAAGAGCGGUGGAAUAUUUACUGUCUGAGGUGACCAAAGACCUUCAUCAUAGUGAGCAGACUGAGUCCGUACAAUAACCUACCAUUCACUUAAUGGGAUGCUACUGAUGUGUUAAUGUGUUGUUUAUAUUUGUGCACUAAUUUACUGCGUAAUAAUUCAACAAGUGCACUUUUUUUCACGUGUAAGUACCCUCUAUUUGACCUCUCCAGUUUAAAGGACUGCUUUAAAUCGCACUGGCAUUGCAAAAAAGUAUUCCUUCAGAAAUCUAUUGCUAUUUGAUUCUAGAUUAAUGUAAUCAAAGCUCCAUAUUUAGGUCACCAAAUAUACACAUAUUCCCUUCACAUGCCUAGUCUACAUUUUCGUAGAACACAGCCCAUAAUGUGGGUGAUUAUAUGGUAUGUUUGCCAAACAUCUCUUUUUUAUAACAGACUGCGUGUGGAUGUGGACCCCGAAAAGAUGUUUACCAUUGUUCUGAAGCACUUAACAUACGAAAACCAAAUGAAAAAAGAACAAAUAAAUGUGUGCGACACUGAGAAAUGA